AUGGCUGGCAGCCGGCGAGGUCGAGGCCGGCGAGCUGCACGGGUCGUUGGUCGAGACCAGCUUCCGCCUUGCAGCCCUGUGCAUACCUUCGACACGCUCACACCUGACCACGCCUUUCUAGCUCCUCUGGAGUCCCGCCUUUGCAGACUUGGCGAAUCGUUGCAGCAAAUGAGACAUGAAUUUCUUGACUUGAUCAAGCUCGUUACCGCAGCUAAAUGCAGCAAACCAUCUCGCCGAAGCGACCUGCGUCCAAGCUCUGUCCCAUUGGGAUCUUCUUCCCACCACGGCGCUCCAAAUACUGGCGGCCCACAGCUUUCGACUACACUUCACGCUAUUGAGAGAGCGCCUCCACUUGAAGCACUUAAAAAUGCGUUUGAGCGAGAUGUGGCAGAGGUCUUGCCCUCGUCAGACUCCCAGAAAAUAUCGACGAAUGAAUCUCGACAUUCCCUCAAAAGACCCCUAGAGACAUCAGCUGACGAUGGUCCAUCCGGCAUGAUGAAAACGUUCUGCAUCGGCCCGGAAAGUUUGUUAGAAAUCCAAGCUAGGAAAAAGGAACAGUACUCAAAAGAAAAGCAACAAGAAGUUCAAGCUAUGAGGGCACGUGGAGCUUGCAACGAUUGUCGACAAAACAAGCGCAGGACCACCCUCCUCCAGAUAGUUCUUCAAAGGCGCAACGGCAGUCUUCGCGUGUGGGGCACUCAUACCGCAAUAUUCUGUCCCCGCUCCACACCUGAAUUUCCUCCGCUCUUUUCUGGUCCCGAGUUCCGAAGGUCUUCAUUACCCUCGCUGGCAAGUGAGCCAGCCACUGAUCGACCAACGAUGACGAUGUACCGCAAGAUACAUGGAGAACCGAAGAGACUGUCGAUAGAUCAUCACCAGAGCUUUGGUCAACCCCCGUCUUAUGUUGGCAUUGACAUGGAUACUGAACCUGUUCCGGGAGCUGGAUACCCCCAGGUACCCGACCACAAUUUGCUGGGUUCGGAUGACGUCCUGGGGUUCCUCGGUGAUCCUUUCACCCCAUAUAUCCCAGGAAUUGACUGGAACCACACUUUUGCACCGUAA
Mytilinidion resinicola is the source of this 1062-nucleotide messenger RNA. RefSeq lists its product as uncharacterized. The coding region runs from base 1 to 1062 and encodes 353 amino acids. Lineage: Eukaryota; Fungi; Ascomycota; Dothideomycetes; Mytilinidiales; Mytilinidiaceae. The record is from RefSeq and is a predicted model, not a curated record. The transcript is spliced from 3 exons.